GAAGAAACGCAGUUCCGGUUUAGCCAGGAAGUGCCUCCCAUGUGUGCGUGCAUGUAUGUGGAGGGAGACUCAGCCACGAUGUGCCGCGCUAGGACGUUGCAUCUAUGAUGACGCUCCCCUGCUGACUUGCUCAGAAGGCGAAGGGUGCUGGGGGAGGGGAAGGACUUGCCCCCCCUGACUGCUAUGGAGGCUGCAGGGGUGGCCCCUAUCAAGGCCCAGUACCUCUCUACAAAAGAAAAGUUCCACGUGUACCUCGAUCAGGAAGGGGAGCUGAAGAAUGAAAACAAUGGCGAUGUGCAGAGAACGAUCGCAGAGAAUGAUGACAGUGGAGACCCGAGAGAGCCUCCUGCCAAACUGCAGAAGCUGGAAGAAGCUGGAAGCAAGGACGAAGAAAGAAGCCAGCCGGAAGAGGCAAGCAAAGCCACAAAGGAGACUGGGGGACAGAAGAGGGCCCGAGGGCAGAAUAAGAGCCGCCUGUGUGUGAAGCCUAAUCACUAUGAGAAGAACCGCCUGUGCCCUUCGGUAGUCCAGGAGCGAGCCGAUAAAUGCUUCUAUGGCUCCCGCUGCCGUUUCCUGCACAGCAUCAAAGACUAUAUGGCCACAAAGCUGCCGGACCUCGGAAACCGCUGCGUGCUCUUCAAGACAUUUGGCAAGUGCAUGUACGGGGUCACCUGCCGGUUUGCUGGAGCCCACCUGGGCGAGAACUACGAGAACAUGGUCAACGAAAGCGUUUUGAAGCAGCAGGAAGGGAAGCCGGCGGUGGUGAAGAACAGCCUUGGCAAAGAACUCCAGCAGCAGCUGCGCAAAAAGAAAUUUCCUUUUGACAAGUCCGGCGCGUACCUUUGUCGCUUAGCUAAGCCCAACCACGCGAGGGGGUCUGGGAGCCAAGCAAGGCAGAGCGAGAUCACAAACUCUUCUGCUUCCGAAGGAGUCGUGGAUCUCAGAGCUGCAGGAGAGGAGGUGGCAGAAGUCGCCUGUUUGUCACCGGAAGAAGGACCCGCCUUGGAGGAUGCGGAGAGUCCAAGUCAGCCAGCGGCCCCGGUGGAACCUGCUCUCAAAAUGGCUGGCCCCGUGACGGAUGAAGAUCUUGUGAAAUUGAGACCGUGCGAGAGGAAAAAGCUGGAUCUCCGUGACAAACUUUAUUUAGCUCCUUUAACAACGUGUGGCAACCUUCCUUUCCGGCGAAUAUGCAAGCGAUACGGAGCAGACGUCACCUGUGGGGAGAUGGCUGUUUGUACGAAUUUGCUUCAGGGGCAGUCGUCUGAGUGGGCACUGCUGAAGCGGCACCACACGGAGGAUCUCUUUGGCGUCCAGCUGGAAGGAGCCUUUCCGGACACCCUGACCAAAUGCGCUGAGCUUCUGAACAGGACGAUCGAAGUGGACUUUGUGGACAUUAAUGUUGGCUGCCCAAUUGACCUCAUCUAUAACAAGGGAGGAGGCUGUGGAUUAAUGAACCGUACCAACAAGUUCGAACAGAUCGUCCGAGGCAUGAACUACGUAUUGGAUGUCCCCCUGACUGUGAAGAUCCGGACUGGGGUGCAAGAGAGAGCCAACCUGGCCCACAAACUCAUUCCUAACCUCCGUGAAUGGGGCGCCUCUAUGGUUACGCUUCACGGCCGAUCGAGGGAACAGCGGUACACAAAGGCAGCAAACUGGGAAUACAUUGCGGAGUGUGCGAAAAUUGCCAGCCCGAUGCCUCUUUUUGGAAAUGGCGAUAUCUUGUCUUUCGAAGAUGCUAAUCAAGCCAUGCAGACCGGAGUUUCAGGGAUUAUGAUUGCUCGGGGGGCGCUGAUCAAGCCUUGGAUCUUCACUGAAAUCAAAGAGCAGCGGCACUGGGACAUCUCGUCAGGCGAGCGGCUCGGCAUCCUUAAAGACUUCACCAACUAUGGCUUGGAGCACUGGGGAUCGGACACCCAAGGCGUGGAGAAAACCAGGAAGUUCAUGCUGGAGUGGCUGUCCUUUCUGUGCAGGUAUAUUCCAGCCGGCUUACUGGAGCGCCUGCCUCAGCGAAUUAACGAGAGGCCUCCUUACUACGUGGGCCGGGACUACCUGGAGACCUUAAUGGCAAGCCACAAUGUGGGUGACUGGAUUAAGAUCAGCGAGAUGCUUUUAGGUCCUGUUCCUGACUGUUUUUCUUUCCUACCGAAGCACAAGGCAAAUUCUUACAAGUAGGACCCCGAGCUACCAGGGAAAGUGCUGUUUUCACUUCCAAAGUAAAUGCACAUCUCAUGGCUCUCUUGGUUUUCAAUAAAAAAAAAUUAAAGUUCUAUUUUUAA
Molecule: messenger RNA, 2276 nt
Organism: Rhineura floridana
Lineage: Eukaryota; Metazoa; Chordata; Lepidosauria; Squamata; Rhineuridae
Gene: DUS3L
Product: dihydrouridine synthase 3 like
Exons: 13
Coding region: 184-2172 (662 amino acids)
Biological process (GO): tRNA processing
Molecular function (GO): flavin adenine dinucleotide binding; tRNA dihydrouridine synthase activity; metal ion binding
Source: RefSeq, a predicted model, not a curated record